AAACGUGAUACAAAAAGUUUUUUUCUUCAUUGGAUACCUAAUCCAUUAAAUGAACAAUUUACUAUUCUUGGUUAUCGAAUUUAUAUUGAUGAAGUUUUAAAAGGUUGUGUUGAUUCAGGAAAAUUUGAAACUGUUAUUGAUUGUAUUCGUGAUGAAGGAGAAUAUAAAAUAAAACUUCGUGCAUAUAAUGAUAGUGGAGAAUCAGAAGAUUCAAAUAUCGUUAUAGCAAGAUUUCGUCGUCAACAACCAAGAACACCCCGAUCAAAUUCCGAAUCAUCGGAAACGAAUGUAAUUCAUCGUACUCAAUCAGAUCUUAUGGUAGAUAAUAUAACACAUUCAGCAUUACGACAAACACAAUCACAAGAGAAUUUGUUCGUAGAUGGAACAAAACAACCUAUUAUUAUGAAUAAACAACAAGAACGAAUCGAAGUGAAUCGAUCAAUGUUAUCAGGUGGAUUUCCUUUAUUAACACAACAACAAACUGAACCUUUGAUAACACCAGAUAAAGAAACGAAAACUUCGGAAGAAUUAAUUUCACCUAUUACAACAAAUUCGUCAUAUUCAAGUGAUAAUAUGAUUAAUCGUAAACCACGAGUAUCACCUACUUCAAGUCCUAGUCAUAGUGAGAAAAUAACAACGAAUGGAACAUGUCAGAAAGUUUUAUUCAUUAAUGAUUCAUCUUCAUCAAAUUUGACAAAACGUAGUCCAACACGAAUAGGAAUUAUGUCUCGUCUUGUUAAAAGUCCACAUAAAAUCAAACGUAAUAAUAUUCUAUUAAAUGCAUUGCCAAUAAAUCUAUCACCUAGUCCAAUAGAACCUACCAAUACAAACAAACUAGAAGUACAAUCAGUCGAUCGAUCAAUAACUUUUCAACCUGAAACAAAUAGCAACAUUAAUCAUGGUCAUAUUCUAGCUCAACAACUUCCAAUAACAUCAAGUGAUAUAAUAAAUUCAAUGACUAUACCUCCUGCAUCGUCUUCGUCACCAACUCCUUUCUAA
Adineta steineri is the source of this 999-nucleotide messenger RNA. NCBI's taxonomy places the organism in Eukaryota, Metazoa, Rotifera, Eurotatoria, Adinetida, Adinetidae. The record is from the annotation of a GenBank genome assembly.